CACCUGAAUGAGACCAAUCUCACUGAGCUGAAGGUGGCUCUGGAUGGGGUCCUGCAGAAAGGAGAGACUAUCAAGAUGGAGACCAAGUCUAAUCCAUCGACGUUCGGAGGAAUGAUUGUCAGCAUUGGCGACAAAUACAUGAACAUGUCAACAAAAAAAAAACGAAAAUUCAGAAACUCACCAGGAUCAUCAGGGAUCUUUAAAUGUUUUGGACUUAAGCAAGCGUUGGGGGGAAAUGGGUAGACUGCAAGUGAUUUAUAUGUAUAUUGCCACGCUGCUUCAUAAUGGGGCUGUAAAUUAACAGAUUAUUCAUAGAGCUUCUUGAUAGACACAGUUCUUUUUUUAGCCUCAUGUCUACCUACAAAAUGUGUAGCUUGAGGUGCACACAAAUAGGAUGAACAAAUGACAAACCCCAGGCUUUUACAAAUAACCAUAAAGGUAUGGAAGAAAAUGUUUAUUUGAAAAAGGCUCAUCCUUUUAUCUUUAGCUAGAAGUACACACUAGCAGAAGGGCUGAAUUUCUCUGGACUUUUUAUGACAACAUUGUAAGGGCUUUCUUUUUUUUUUUUAAACAUAUAAACAAACGGGUAGUAUUACAACAUACAUUGAUGACAAAAUCACGCAUUUACAACUGAUAACUACAUUGCUGUAACCUCAUAUUUGGGAAACAUUAAAUAUAUAUAAAGCUAUAGAUUACAUUUAUAUAAGCUCCUAAAUAAUUGAGGAGAUAACGCAUCCUACGUAAUUUACUCUAAGGUGCGUUCGAAUAGUUCGCUUAUUACCUAGCCUCAAGAGUAUCAAAUGAUCUGUAGUGCCUUUGUCUGAAUGGCGAUACAUGGCUUUUUAUUGUCCACAGAAGCCUAUUACGUUUUCGCUGGGCACCUAAUCAAGAACAGACGAAUUUCCUUGUAGAAGCUGGCGCAUGCGCGCGAACCCAUCGUACAAUAUUACAUUUUUUUUUACGAAAAUGGCUGCCCCUCAGAUUUAAACCUCACUGCUACAGGACAGAAAUAUCCACAAUACGAGCCAUACGAAGAGCAAUCGGUUGACGGAUAGCUUUUUGAAGGUAUCAGGAUGGCGUAAUGCUGGCGUAAAUAAGAAUAUGCUUUGGUUUCAAGGAUGGAAGAUAUAUUUGUUUCAUAUUUAACCCGUUGCAUUCCAUGAUCCUAUCCGCGUACCGUUGAGAAAAUGAUGCACCAAGUUGCCAACAACAACAAUGACUAUGGUCUGGGCAGCCUGUCUGAGGAGGGCCAGCACUCUGCCAACCACUUCGAACUGUGCAGCUCGCAAAGCAAACAGUUCUACCCCUCUGUCCCGCCGCCCUCGUCCGCCCUGCAGCUGCCCCUCGGCGGCCUGCCCCCUCUGCCGCAAAGCAUGCUUAAGCCCAUGCCAUGCCAGAUGCAAGACAACCCCAACGACUUCCACCCGCAGUCGGUGAGGAUGAGGAGCACCGAGGCACCGGAGAGCUCCAAGAAGAAGAAGGGCCUAGGCAAGUCUGGACGGAGGGGGAGGCCCUCGGGCACCACCAAGUCCGCAGGCUACCGAACGAGCACGGGGCGACCGCCUGGCACAACCAGGGCGGCCGGCUUCAAGACCAGCCCGGGGAGGCCGCUUGGCACCACCAAAGCCGCAGGUUACAAGGUCAGCCCUGGCCGCCCCCCCGGGAGCAUAAAGACUCUAGCCCGGCUCAAUAAACUAGAAUACGGUACGAGCAAUGGAGCCCCGUUCAACUACGCCAUGAUGCAGAAGAGAGCGCUGAGCGAGGCGGGCGUCAAAGACAAAGACAAUAACGAUCAGAGAUGUGCACAGGUCUUUGAGCUCGAGUCUGGGUCGAGUUUGAAGUCCCUGAGCUCGAGUCCUAGUCAAGUGUCGAGCCUCUGAGUGAUGAGUCCUGAGUCAAGUCUUAAGUGUUUGAUAACAAGUCUGAGUCGAGUCUUGAAGUUUUUUUCUAUUUAUUCAAAAUGAGGGAAGGAUAGAGAGACAGAGAGGGAGGAGGAGAGGAUACGUGGGAGUGCAUGUCCAAAGUUCUGGUGCUGAGAGUGUCUUUGAGACGCUUGUACAUCCAAAAUCUAAGGCGGGGAGUCUGAAAGGGGACUGCUUUUUGAUACCUACACUAACACUAUGUAUGCCUCGUUGUAAUAUCAUUACGAUCCUUUUGUCCAUCCUUAUCCAAAGAACAUAACCAUGCUCUAUUAUCUCAACAUAUAUGUUAUAUUGCUGUACAAAUGUGCAUGAUGGUAGCCUUGUCGAAUGGAUCAUUCACUUUUUCUGAACAUGAUGAUGGUAAGUAAUUUCAGUUCAUUCCUAUUGACUGAGUGGAGAUGGAGAUGGAUUCAAUCAUUUAUGCCGUACUCCUUUUGUUUAUUCAACCCACAGUAUGCUUUAAUGCACUGUGCUAUCUCCACGCACUCCUACCUGCAACCUAAGCUACAUGCGACUCUCAUCCUGAGCUUCUGCAAGUCACAAGCAAGUCACAUUUGAAUGGAACAAAAGACAUCUACAUAUAUUAAUCUCUUCUUUUCCCUAAGUGUUUGUGACAUGUGUUGUGUUGUUAUGUGAUGUCCUUAUAUUACACUAUGCUUUAUAUUGAUUUGUAUACAACCGUGGUUUGUUCUUAUUUGGGGAUUUAAUUCCUGAGGAGGAUUUUUUAAAAGCUGCAAUUUUUGAAAUAAUAAACAUAUACUGCUUUAAUUGGGAUGAAAGCAAAGAUAGGUGUUGAACAAUGUUGUAUUUCUAAUAGUAUGUACAUAUGAAUGUUUUGUCUAAGUUAUACUUUGUGAUUUGGUCUCUGCAGUGUACUCACUAUCUACUGUUGAUCAAACAUGGUAUGCCAAGUUUGUGACUUCACUGUUGGUUCAUUCUCUUUUUUUAAUCUUAUGAUCAAACAGCUAAAUGUGUCAUGACACAGAUACAUAUGAAUAGCCAGUAAUAAAUAAAUAUCACUCGAAUACCCUAA
Molecule: messenger RNA, 2955 nt
Organism: Clupea harengus (Atlantic herring)
Lineage: Eukaryota; Metazoa; Chordata; Actinopteri; Clupeiformes; Clupeidae
Product: UPF0461 protein C5orf24 homolog
Exons: 3
Coding region: 1188-1880 (230 amino acids)
Source: RefSeq, a predicted model, not a curated record